Messenger RNA from Symbiodinium necroappetens, 884 nucleotides. Lineage: Eukaryota; Dinophyceae; Suessiales; Symbiodiniaceae. The record is from the annotation of a GenBank genome assembly.
AUGAUGGCAAGAAACGACCUCUUUGUCUAUGCCAAAGAAGAGCUGGAACCGGAUUCCUAUGCAGCCUUUGUUGAAUACUCGAUCCAGCUUUCGGAGCGAGUAGGAGCCAAGGUAUCAGCCAUCACACCGCCGUCUCUGUCUUUGCCCAGCCAACAUCAUAGCCAAGCGGAGGUUCUGGCAUGGCAGUUUCUGACCAAUGGUGGCGGGUCUGUUUGGGAGGCCGUGAGGCUGGUUGCAAGUAUGCUGCGCUUUGAACAGCCCAGACAGCGGAUGAUGCAAUCGGAUGCACAGGCCUCGAGUUUUCAUCUUGGCAUUUGUGCUAGAGGGGCGCUGGUAGGUGUGUGUAAAGACACCCUCACACAUCGCAAUGUCUGUCGACUGCUGUGCUUCUAUGUGCAGCACCUCUGCACGGAACAUCGCUUCACCUCGAUCAGCAUCAAUCGCAACUAUCUUGCACCGGCGCAUCGCGACCUGCAAAAUGGCCCGGAGGACAAUCUCAUUGUCAGUCUGAGCCUGCACGAUGACGGUGGCUUAUGGGUUGAAUCCCCGUCGGGAACAGUCUACCAUGAGGUGGAGGGACGCAUGAUUCGGGGCGAGGUGGCGUCCUUGCAGUCUCAUGCGCUACUCUUCUCAGCCAACAAGUGCUGGCAUGCUGGACUGCCUUGGCAGACGUUUGAUCGCUACACUCUGGUGGCCUACACAGUGCGCAAUUGGGCACACUUGCGAGAGCCAGCCCGGAAUCUUCUCACUGAGUUGGGUUUCAUGUUGCCGAAAGUGCCAGUUACGCAUACAGGCAGCGAGAACACCUCCCAUACUGCCUCCUAUGCUGCUUUCUGCCGACGCACACCCCUAGGUCUCAUGGCGUCUUCAUCUUCGAUGAAUAG